AUGAUACCGAAAAGGAAUGAAAUUGUAAAGAAGGAGUGUUUAUUGAGUGAACGAUUUAUUUGGAACCGUAUUCGUCCAUUCACAGAUAAUAGUUGGUUCCGUAAAGAUAAAAAGAAAAAAAAAGAAAGUACAAGAAAAACGGCUCGAAACUUUCAGUCUUCGUUUUCAGCACAAAAACGAAAAAAAGAGAAGAGAGGUGGCACGGAGAGACUCAUGAAAUAG
This is a messenger RNA of Trypanosoma brucei brucei TREU927, 222 nucleotides long. RefSeq lists its product as hypothetical. Bases 1 to 222 code for a protein of 73 amino acids. The record is from RefSeq and is a predicted model, not a curated record. Lineage: Eukaryota; Euglenozoa; Kinetoplastea; Trypanosomatida; Trypanosomatidae. The transcript has a single exon.